This is a messenger RNA of Haemonchus placei, 141 nucleotides long. NCBI's taxonomy places the organism in Eukaryota, Metazoa, Nematoda, Chromadorea, Rhabditida, Trichostrongylidae. The record is from the annotation of a GenBank genome assembly.
AUGUCCAAGGCCCGUACUCACCUAUUGCUUGGACGAUCAACGAGAAAUCUCUGGCUGUGCUUGGAGCAAGCUUCAGCCCGAGUGUCAUUACAGGAAACGCAACAGCUCCACCGCCUUCCGACGUCAUCCCUAAAGAUGUAA